This is a messenger RNA of Fusarium keratoplasticum, 2145 nucleotides long. Its product is annotated as Pre-mRNA-splicing factor cwc22. Gene Ontology annotation, biological process: mRNA splicing, via spliceosome. NCBI's taxonomy places the organism in Eukaryota, Fungi, Ascomycota, Sordariomycetes, Hypocreales, Nectriaceae. The transcript is spliced from 2 exons. The coding region runs from base 1 to 2145 and encodes 714 amino acids. The record is from RefSeq and is a predicted model, not a curated record. Gene Ontology annotation, cellular component: catalytic step 2 spliceosome. Gene Ontology annotation, molecular function: RNA binding; protein binding.
AUGGCGUCCGCCGAGGUCGAUAUCCCCCGUCGCGAGCGCGACCGCGGCGACCGAAGCGACAAGCGCGAUGGCGACUCGUACCGUCCUGCGAGGGCGCCGCGGUCGCCAUCACCCUCACGAGCCCGCGAGCCGGUACCCGUACGCACGGAGGAGGAGAAGCAGGCUGCUGCAAAGGCCGAGUACGAGAAGCUGUUGACGAUGCGAUCCGGCGGUACCUACAUUCCCCCCGCGAGACUGCGCGCGCUGCAGGCCCAGAUCACGGACAAGACGAGCAAGGAGUACCAGCGCAUGGCGUGGGAGGCGCUCAAGAAGAGUAUCAAUGGUUUGAUCAACAAGGUCAACACGGCAAACAUCAAGCACAUCGUCCCCGAGCUGUUUGGCGAAAACCUGGUCCGCGGCCGAGGUCUGUUUUGCCGAUCCAUCAUGAAGGCCCAGGCGGCCAGUUUGCCGUUUACGCCCAUCUAUGCCGCCAUGGCUGCCAUUGUCAACACGAAGCUGCCCCAGGUUGGUGAGCUGCUGAUCCGCCGACUGGUUAUGCAGUUCCGCAAGGGCUUCAAGCGCAACGACAAGGCCGUCUGCCUCUCCUCGACCACCUUCCUCGCCCACCUCAUCAAUCAACAGGUUCAACACGAGAUGCUCGCUGGCCAGAUCUUGCUUUUGCUUCUUCACAAACCUACCGACGACAGUGUGGAGAUUGCGGUUGGCUUCUGCCGUGAAGUUGGACAGUACCUGGAGGAUAUGCAGCCGUCUAUUUCCAUGGCCGUUUUCGACCAGUUCAGAAACAUUUUGCACGAGGCCGAUAUCGACAAGCGAACGCAGUACAUGAUCGAGGUCCUGUUUCAGGUGCGCAAGGACAAGUUCAAGGACAACCCUGCCGUCAAGGAGGAGCUGGAUUUGGUUGAAGAGGAGGAUCAGAUUACUCACAGGGUCGAACUGGAAGGCGAGAUUGACGUGCAGGACGGACUCAACAUCUUCAAGUUUGACUCAGAAUGGGAGGAGCACGAAGAGGCGUACAAGAAGCUCAAGGCCGAGAUCUUGGGCGAAGGAAGCGAUGACGAGGAUGAUGACGAUGACGAGUACGACAGUUCGUCCGAGGAAGAGGAGGAUGAAAAGACCAAGGCCAUGGAGAUCAAGGAUCAGUCCAAUGCCGACCUGGUCAACCUGCGCAGGACGAUUUACCUCACCAUUAUGUCCAGCGCCGACCCCGAGGAAGCCGUUCACAAGCUCAUGAAGAUCAACCUUCCAGCAGGACAGGAGCCCGAGCUACCCUCGAUGAUCGUUGAGUGCUGCUCACAAGAAAAGACAUACACCAAGUUCUUUGGAAUGAUUGGCGAGCGCUUCGCCAAGAUCAACCGACUUUGGUGCGACUUGUUUGAGCAGGCUUUUGCCAAGUACUACGAGACCAUCCACCGUUACGAGAACAACAAGCUCCGUAACAUCGCCAUGCUUUUUGGUCACAUGUUUGCGUCAGACGCCCUUGGCUGGCACUGCCUGUCCGUCAUCCACCUCAACGAGGACGAAACGACGUCGAGCAGUCGUAUCUUUAUCAAGAUCCUGUUUCAGUUCAUCGCGGAGGAGAUGGGUAUGCCCAAGCUCAGGGCACGUAUGACGGACGAGACCUUGAGGCCCAACUUGGAAGGUCUCUUCCCCCAGGAAAACCCUCGCAACAUUAGAUUCUCCAUCAACUACUUUACGAGUAUUGGAAUGGGUGCUCUCACCGAGGAGAUGCGAACACACCUUCAGAACAUGCCCAAGCCAGCUCUACCCGCUCCUCCUGCCGCCGACUCAGACUCGGAUUCGGUUUCGAGUUACUCAUCCUAUACUGCUCGUCGCGGUCAAGAUCCUACACAAGGUCUGUGUCUGCAAGAGGACGUGGACGUAGCCAGUCUUACUCUGCGAGCCCCCCUCGUCGAGGUCGGCGGUAUACUAGUGAGAGCCGCUCACGAUCUCCGGCGCCUCGUGGUGGACGUGGUCGAGCACGCAGCGAUUCAUACUCGUCUCGCAGCCGGUCACGCUCUCCUCCUCCACGCCAAGCUCGUGGCCGAAGAGAUUCUUACGCCUCAGAAGGUCGGUCACCCUCACCGCCUCCUCGUGACAGGCGAAGUCGAUCGCGUGAUUCGCAAGAUCGAUCCCCUUCUCCCGUGA